CCUGCGUGUCCUUUCAGACGAGCGCUGUGCUGUGCGCGGGCGGCUGUGUCCUGCUGGCCCUCAGCUCGCUGCUGGCCAUCGUCGCCAUCCUGCUGCCCGGCGGAGCCUGCGAGAGAAGAGUCUGCACCCUGGCUGGCUACAUGCAGACAGCAGCAGUGUUCAUAAUGGCUUCUGGGCUUUUGGUUUACCCUUUUGGUUUCAACUCUGCUACUGUGAAGAGAUUCUGUGAGAACUCCGACAUCUACUAUGCAGGAGACUGCCAGAUUGGCUGGGGGUAUAUGCUGGCAAUUGUUGGGGUCAUGUUGUCUGUCUUUUUACCAUUCUUUGCAAAAUAUGCACCAAAAGAGCACAUAUCUCCAACUCCAAUACCUACUAUUUUAUAGUAUUUUAUUACUGUUUAAGAACAGAACAUUCCUGUCUACAGGCAAUGGGCAGAAAUUAUUAGAGCACUUCCAUUUAGCUGUAUUGC
Messenger RNA from Eurypyga helias (sunbittern), 469 nucleotides. It is a transcript of the gene LHFPL7, whose product is annotated as transmembrane protein 211. Lineage: Eukaryota; Metazoa; Chordata; Aves; Eurypygiformes; Eurypygidae. Gene Ontology annotation, cellular component: membrane. The record is from RefSeq and is a predicted model, not a curated record. The transcript is spliced from 2 exons. The coding region runs from base 141 to 383 and encodes 80 amino acids.